AUGCCUGUCAUGUCUACUCUAGCUGGCUCGCCGGGCACAGGCUCUUCUGGGCUCGUGUCAACUAAUAAAUCAUAUCUUCUUGCAUUAGUAAUGUCAGGCGCCGGCGGUAACGACGAGGAUAUCAUUAACGCGUCCUUCCUGCGGGCCGAGCUGGAGGCCCACUUGACGACAAGCCCGAGCAAACCCGACGUCAUCCUGUUGCAGCGUUGCAAAGCUGCUUUCGACAUACUGUUCUCUGUGGCGCGCACCGCUACCGGCGACACUCUCAAGCUCGGGUGGGCUCUCUUGCAGACUGAGACGCAACUUGCCAUCAGUGCCAACGACGACCGUUAUAUUGCACCGCUCAUAAACUGGAUGACUAUGGUGCUCAAGGAAGUGAAGGUUCCCGGUCCGACAAGAUGGAACUAUGCCAAGAUCAGGGACUUUCUUGCUUUAGGCUGGCCAGACGAACAGUCCACAAGGCGAGCUCUGCCAGCGUCGGAACUAGGCCCUUGUCAGUGGUGGUACGGGUUUGAGGCUCAGAAUGGCGGUGUCCUCACUCGCGUUGUCCUGCGGCAGAGAAUUACAGACCACUUCCGCCGCACGGCAUCAGGCAGAACGCGAGCGAACGCAUCUCAGCGUGCGGACUCGCCAGUCAGGAACUCCGGACCGCAGGCCGCAGGAGAGGACCACGCUCGGGAAUCAGAUGGAAGGCCAACACGGCUGGCGGCAGAUGCGUCUCGGGCCGCCCUCCAGAACACCACGGUCGUUGAUGAUCGGCGCGAUGAGGAUUACAUUCCUGGCGCCGGUGCGGUUGUAGCAGCGACGACGACUCGUGACUUCAAUCCUGCUCAGUCGACCUCGCGAGCAAACAGCGAGGCGCCGUCAAUUACCUUUGCUGCCACUGGAAGGACCAGACGCGGGGACGGGUCUCCUUGGUUGCGCCCGGCACGGUUUGUGGGCGAUGUGACCUUCAAGGUCACCGAUUAUGAUGCCCACGAGCGGUACUUGCGCGCUCUUCCACACGGCACGAUACGAGAUAUUGAUUUGUGGGAGUUACCGGAGAUGCAUGGUAUUAGUCGACGACGCCCAAGAGAGGCCUUCUUGUAUGAGAAAUCUUGCGACAAAUGCGCGAUCUUGGGCUGCGCGUGUAUCUACCGUGGAAACGCCUCCUGCCUCAAUUGUUACUGGACGAAGCACAAGUGCAGCGGUGGCAAGACGCCGAACCCCAAACACCCUCUGGUGAAGGGUUUCAAGCCGGACUUGAGCCUGCGCCUCCAACUGCUCAACUCCCUGGAGGCAGACGGCGUGAUGGAAUUUCCCGCCUUUCUCGAACGAAACGGCCGCCUGGCUGCAUCAGGGGGUGGAAUAGGUCGUCAACAGGCAUAUUCACCUCCCGCACCACCAUAUGAUGCGCCAUACACCGCUCCUCCCCCGGUCACCCCUCCGACAGCUGCAGCAGAUGGGCUUCCUCCAGUACCGCCGAUCCCGAGUAUGGAUGACUCGAUGGCUCCUGUGCCGCAGUCACCCGCUCAAAGUGCCUCCGCAGAUGUGGCGCCUCAGGCGUCCGUCCAGAGCACGUCCACGCCUGCGGCGCUGGGCGCGACGUCCGACAUGGUGACUGGGCCCAAUGUCCCGGCUGCCGCUGCCACUGGUUCACCCAUUCAGGAGAAUACGACGCCGUCCACGACUGCGGUUGGUUCGCCCGUUCCGGUCGAGGACACCACGAUCCCUGCGCCUCCAGCUGGCUCGCCGAUUACGGUUGACGCCGCAGUCCCGGCGACUGCUGCUGGUUCGCCCGGCCCAGUUGACUCCUUCGCCAUGGAGACCGACGCUGGUCCGACUGUCUCGGUUCCGGUUCCGAACACCGUCGUCUCUGCGCCUCAGGGUAACGGCAGCGUGCCUAUCGUUGAGGGGACUGGGACGACAGCCGCAACACCGACCACAGCCGCUCCUCAAAUUGCUCAAACUUCGAUGGGCGCGACAGCUUCAGCCGUCCCACCCGAUACCCAACAUCGCGACAACACGGCAGACAGCAUGCCUUCUCGGUCACCGAAGUCUGGCGCGGCUGCGACUCUGGCCGUGGCAGUGAAGAACAAGCGCACCUCCGAAGAUAAUGAGGAUGUCGCGCCCAAGGAUGCGAGCAAAAAGGCCCAGCCUGCCAAGAAGAAACGGCGUCAGCAGGCGCCCGCAUUGUCACGCUCCGCUUCGGCAACCACCCAGGAUGACCGGCCGUCGCCAGCUUUGCCUGGACAAAGGAUGCAACCUGUGGAAGUGGCGAGCGCUCAAGAGGCACCGGGCAGCAACCUACUAGACGCUGUUCCGUCUCGAGAUCAAACUUCGACACCGACCGAGCCAGGCGACGUCAACUCGCCUGCUUCCACGAUAGCCACGCUUCCGAAGGAUAAGGGCAAGGGUCGCGCUCAACCACCUCCGCUUGCUGCACGUCGGCCGGAACCCCCACUACGGUUCAACACUCCGCCACCUGGCAGCCGUCCCAUUCCUCGAGCUGGUACCGAUCGUACUUAUCCUGUGGGAAUUAGGCCUGUAUUGCCUGACCCGGACAUGCGCGUAGACGGUCGUCCGACAACAGUCUCCCAUCCUCACCCUCACCCAUGGCUUCCGCCUGGAGCUGGUGUAUUCAAUCCGGGAGGCGACCUUUUUCUUGUCAGCCACUUAGAACGAUCCUAUCUCGACCAUUCUCGGGAGAAUCGGGAGCUGAUGCGCGAUUGGAUGACCGGCCGGUACUUGACAGAGCACCUGGUGCCCCAGGUCGCCUCGAAGAUUGCCGACGCCCAUGCACCUGACAGGCAGACUCUCCGUGCUCUGGUCGCUGGGCAAGAACGUCUCCUGAGCAGCCAAGAGUGGGCGAACGAGCGACUCCGUGCGUUGGAAGAUAGGCAGGUGCCCGUGGCUGGUACCACAACUUCAUCCUCCACCGUUGCCAUGUCUGGGGCUUCCACCGGACAAUCCGAGCAACCUGUCAGCGUGGGAGCGAUGCAGGUCAUGUUCCAGGAGCUGAAGGUGCAGAUGGGGGGCAUGAAGGAGACCAUGCUCCGCGACCUCCAAGCGGAAACGCGACCGCUCACGGUCCGGAUAGACGGGAUGGCACAAGACUUCCAUGGACUUUCUGGGAGAUUGGAUGGGUUCGGUGGUAGACUGGAAGCUUUGGAGGGGCGUCUCAACAGCAUGCGCGUCGGUUCCCCGCACGGUUCCCCGAAUGGGCUGGAUCGCCCGGCCGGAAACGAUGUCCCCUCACGAGCAUCUUCGGAAUCUCGGCACGCAUCUUCGGAAUCUCGGCACGCAUCGGCAGUUGCCGAGGCUCAUCCAAUGGGGAUAGAUGCGCCUGCCCGUUCAAGUCCACCAGUAUUCGGCGACCGCGCCAAUCGUUCCUCGCCUGCUCUCUCUGGCCACUCGACUACUCAGCAGGAACGCCUGGGUAUGCCGCAGCCGCAGACGGCCGUGGUGCCUGUUCCCAAUCUGGCGAACGCGGUAGUGGGCGCUGCGACUGCUUCCUCGUCUUCUCACCGCUCGUCAUCGGCGACACCUACUCCCGCCGUUCAUGGGACCCCUGCCCUCUAUGGGCCGCAGACAGGACCACUUCCCCCGUCUUCCAGGGCGGCUAGCUUAAGUCGGGAGGGCUCGACACCGCGUGCCUUUCCAUCUCCGCCCGUCUUGUCCGCACCUGGCAGACGUUCACGCCUUCCCUCUCCAAUGUCCCCUUUGACUUCUGGAGCGUCUCAGGGUCGGGGUGCGGCAGGCGCUAGCGACAGCGAUGAGGAGAUCGAGGAUGCGGCGGCCUUCCUGGCACGGAAGCGCGACUCUCACGCGGCUGCGCUCGCUCCCCCGCCUGCCGCCAAGCGGUCUCGCGGCCGGUCUAUCUCCAGCUCAGACGCCGACGGGGAAGGAGAGACAGACGAUGCAGACAACGCGACCCUUGUCGGAGCGGAGCCGAUGCAGGUCGAUGGGGCUCCUACGCCUGGCAAUUCGCGUCGCCGCCGCGCUCAUGGUCCUCCCACCCGCCGCCAGCCCGCUCGCAGUACUGCACGCGAUGCCCUUCGCGGUUGA
Peniophora sp. CBMAI 1063 is the source of this 4047-nucleotide messenger RNA. Lineage: Eukaryota; Fungi; Basidiomycota; Agaricomycetes; Russulales; Peniophoraceae. The record is from the annotation of a GenBank genome assembly.